GCUACCGGGUAAAGGUCUACCAGAAACGGGGAACCUAUAUACUACCCCAAAAAAAAGCAAAAACACGCCACACCAUUGCCGACUUCUAUACAUGAUAAAACUCCAUCAAUUCGAAUCCAAUUUCUGAUUUAAGAAGAUUGGAAUUUGGAAGGAUUUAAUCAUUCAACAAUGGCGGCAACUGAUAAACGUUGUUACUACGAAGUAUUAGACCUCCCACAAAGCUGCACACCAGACGAAAUUCGCAGCGCAUACAAAAAACUCGCACUUCAACGACACCCCGACAAACUUAUGCAAUCAGGGGUCUCUUCCGCUGACGCAACCGCCGCAUUUCAAGAGCUUGUGCGCGCAUACGAGGUUUUAUCCGACCCAAAAGAGCGUUCUUGGUACGAUUCUCAUCGUUCACAAAUCCUGUUUUCUUCACCUUCUGGUAGUAAUUCUGAUUCCCCAUUUCCGGAUUUAUUUUCAUACUUUAGUCCAUCAUGUUACACUGAUUAUAAUGAUCCAAAAACUGGGUUUUAUAAGGUUUAUGGUGAUGUGUUUGAUAAGAUAUAUGCGCAUGAGAUAAAGUUUAGUAAGUUGAUGGGGUUGAGAUUAGGGUUGGUGAAAGAGGCACCUUUGUUGGGGGAUUUGAGGUGUGAUUAUAGUCAGGUGAAUGCGUUUUAUGGGUAUUGGUUGGGGUUUUGUACAGUGAUGGAUUUUGGGUGGGUGGAUGAGUAUGAUGCGGCGGCAGGGGCGAAUAGGAAGUCCAGGAGGGUGAUGGAGGAGGAGAAUAAGAAGUUGAGGAAGAAGGCGAAGAGGGAGUUUAAUGAGACGGUUCGUGGGUUGGCCGAGUUUGUGAAGAAGAGGGAUAAGAGGGUGAUUGAUAUGAUGGUGAGGAAGGAGAAGGAGAGGGAGAAGAAACGCGAGGAGGAGUUGGCGAGAAAGAAGGAGAGAGAGAGGGAGAAGUUGGAGAGGGCGAGGUUAUAUGAGGAGCCGGAUUGGGCUAAGGUUAAGGAGGUGGAGGUUAUUGAGGAGGAGGAGGAGAACGAAGAGGAGGACAGGAAGGAGUUCUAUUGUGCUGCUUGUGGGAAGAAGUUUAAGUCAGAUAAGCAGUGGAGGAAUCAUGAGCAGUCGAAGAAGCAUAAGGAAAAGGUGGCUCAGUUGAGAAAGUCUUUUGUCGAGGAAGAUGGUUUUGAGGAUGUUGAAGAGGUGGAUGUUGAUGAUGAGGUUCAGCAAGAAGAUGAAACUGUAGAGCGUGUGGAAAGGAACACCGAGGACCAGAAAAAUGAGGCACAUGAUGGUUUUGUGUCUGCAGAGGAUGAUGUUGAUGAUUUAGAAGAGAAUUUUAAGGAAAGUGUUGGGCUUGAGGAGGGACGGAGUAGAUAUGAAUUCCUUUCUGAUGACGAAGAUGGCAGUGUUAAUGAUGAAGAGCCUAACGGGAUUGAGGAUUCAGAAGAGAAUCCUAAGGAAAGUGUUGGGCUUGAGGACGGAAGAAGUAGAUAUGAACUCCCUUCUGAUGAUGAAGAUGGCAUUGGUAAUGAUAAAGACCCGAAUGAGGUUGAGCAGUCCACACGUGAAUCCGAUGAUGAGUCGAAUAUUCUUGAAGCCAUGAUCUCUGGCCGUCGGAAUAAGAAACAUGUGACUUUUAAGAAUGAAUCUCUUGAAAGCAAUAAUGCUGAGAGAGAGGAUAAUCUAGAGCCCAUGGAAUAUAAUAACAAAAAAGGCAAAAAGAAGAGCAGAAGAGCCAAGAAAGAGAAAGGCAAUGUUUCUCAUGCUGAAACAACAAGAGCAGGUGAUGGUGAUAUUGAUGUUCAGGUCGAGGAAAACAAUGGGCUCAACACUUCAGAUACCGCAAAUAAUGGGGAUGAUGAUCAAGCAGAUAACAUAGAAGCUAGUAGUAAAGCUGUAAAACAAUCUUUCGGGAAGAAAGAUAAAGGUACCUCUAAGCGAGAUACAGAGGCCAAACAGAAGAAUUCGUCCAAGGGAAGAAAACAAAAGGGAAGUUCUAAAAAUCGUGACCCUGUUUGUGAGAAAUGUGGCGAAGAAUUUGAGUCAAGAAGUAAACUUCACAAGCAUUUGAGUGAGACUGGCCAUGCAUCACUGAAAUCUAGAUGAUGACUGACUUUGACGUCUGUAUAAUAUGAAGAGGACAGCACCAGCCUGCGGAUCAAACUGCAGAAACUCAAAUAUGUUGUAUUGCCGUGUCAGAUUUUAGGAGCAAGAUAUAUGACAAAUUCUGUUGUUUGAGGGCUAGCCUCCCACAAUUAGUGAGAAAAUUUUGAUAUAGCUAAAUUCUUUCUGCCAUAAUUGAUAUUUAUUGGGAUUGUAGUUGUACUUGUGUCAAUGUUAGGAUUCUGAGAAAAGGCAGGCUCUCAGAACACAUUUCUCUACAUGGAAAAUUUAUGUAAUUGAGCUGUAAAGAGGUUCUACUUUAACUUGUCAUGUUUAUCAACACAACUUUGACUA
This is a messenger RNA of Beta vulgaris subsp. vulgaris (sugar beet), 2445 nucleotides long. RefSeq names its product DNAJ protein JJJ1 homolog. Gene Ontology annotation, molecular function: zinc ion binding; nucleic acid binding. NCBI's taxonomy places the organism in Eukaryota, Viridiplantae, Streptophyta, Magnoliopsida, Caryophyllales, Amaranthaceae. The transcript has 3 exons. The coding region runs from base 169 to 2094 and encodes 641 amino acids. The record is from RefSeq and is a predicted model, not a curated record.